ACGCUGCAACCAAAACAUGCCAUGUGUCCAGAGAAACUGGGUGGCAACUGUUUCCUUUUGGGUCCACUUCUUUAAUAUCCUGGCGUUGUGCUAUGGUAGAAAUCCUCCACCGGGCCGUUUUUUCUUCCCUGACAAGAGGCAAGAUCAUUUUAUCAAAACGCUGCAGGAAUACCAGGUGGUCAGCCCAGCAAAAGUCGAUGCAGAAGGACAUUUUCUCUCUUACAGUUUACAUCACCACACCUCAAAUGCUAGAAGAAAAAGAGACUUGAGGCGAAAGGACAACAUGGUGUACUAUAAAAUUAAGCACAAAGAAAAGGAUCUCUUUUUAAACUUGACUCUCCAUCAAGGAUUGUUGUCCGAUCACUAUAUUCUGGAAAGGCGAUAUGGGAACUACACCAGGGCAAAGAUCGUGCCGCAUGCUGGAACCUCCUGUCACUUAAUUGGGACAGUUUUGGAGUCAGAUUCAAGAAACGGGACGGCACUGAUCAGCACAUGCCGUGGGCUAACUGGGUACUUCCGUCUGCCCGAUGGAGAUUACUUCAUUGAGCCAGUGAAGAAAUAUCUGUCCGAAGAAGGGACUUCUCAGCCACAUAUCAUCUACAGGACAGACCUCAUUCAGAAGGCUUUACGGGAACGACGGGACACCUGGGAGAAGAACAAACGGGCGUGCGGAGUGAACGAAACUUUAAGCUUCUUCAAGCAGCAGGAGCUUCGAAGGGAGAAGUGGGAAAGAAACCGCAUCACAACCAAAGCAACCUCCCGGCGCUCUGUCAGCAAAGAACGAUGGGUGGAGACGCUGGUGGUUGCUGACAGCAAGAUGAUUGAAUACCACGGAAGUGAGAAUGUGGAAUCGUAUAUUCUCACUAUCAUAAAUAUGGUGUCAGGCUUGUUCCAUGAUCCAAGCGUUGGCAAUGCAAUCCAUAUUGUGCUGGUUCGCCUUAUUCUCCUUGAGGAAGAGGAGCAAGGACUGAAAAUAGUGCAUCAUGCAGACAAGACACUAGCCAGCUUUUGUAAGUGGCAGAAGAGCAUCAACCCCAAAAGUGAUGCCAAUGCGCUGCAUCACGAUGUGGCUGUUCUUCUGACCAGAAAAGACAUCUGCGCUGGCAUGAACCGUCCAUGUGAAACCUUAGGCUUGUCGCAUCUCUCAGGAAUGUGUCAACCUCACCGGAGCUGCAAUAUCAAUGAAGACUCUGGCUUACCUUUGGCAUUCACGAUUGCCCAUGAACUUGGACACAGUUUUGGUAUCCAGCAUGAUGGAAAGGAGAAUGACUGUGAGUCGGUGGGAAGACGCCCGUACAUCAUGUCCCGGCAGCUACAGUAUGACCCUUCUCCACUCACUUGGUCACGAUGCAGCAGAGAAUACAUCACACGGUUCCUCGACCGAGGAUGGGGCUUCUGCCUGGAUGAUGUCCCAAAGAAGAAAGAUCUGAAGCCGCCAUUCAUUGCUCCUGGUGUGAUCUACGAUGUGCACCACCAGUGCCAGUUACAGUAUGGACCCAAUGCAACAUUCUGCGAUCAAGUAGAUAAUAUUUGCCAGACACUUUGGUGUGCCGUGAAAGGUUCUUGCAGGUCUAAACUGGAUGCUGCAGCAGAUGGAACAAGAUGUGGAGAAAAUAAGUGGUGCUUCUCAGGUGAGUGCAUAACUGUGGGCAAGAGUCCGGAAGCAGUCAACGGUGCGUGGGGAUCGUGGUCAGCGUGGUCACACUGCACACGGACGUGCGGGGCUGGCAUUCAGGCUGCUGAGAGGCAAUGCAAUAAUCCAGAACCACAAUUUGGAGGGAAGUAUUGCACAGGAGAGAGGAAACGCUAUCAUGUGUGUAACAUCAAGCCAUGCCCCAGGUCUACACCAAACUUUCGUCAAAUGCAAUGCAGCGAGUUUGAUACAGUCGCCUACAAAAACGAAUUCUAUCAGUGGAUUCCAAUUUAUAACACAGGUAAUCCUUGUGAACUACACUGCCGCCCUGCAAAUUACCACUUCUCAGAGAAAAUGCUGGAUGCUGUUAUUGAUGGUACGCCUUGCUUUGAAGGAAACAACAGCAGAGACGUCUGUGUUAAUGGCAUGUGUCAGAGUGUCGGCUGUGAUUACGAGAUAAAUUCCAACGCGACUGAAGAUCGAUGCGGCAUUUGCCUGGGAGAUGGUUCUUCGUGCCAGACUGUGAAGAUAACAUUCAAUCAAAGUGAAGGACUGGGAUACGUUGAUAUCGGCCUGAUUCCUGAAGGCGCAAGAAACAUCAGAGUGGUAGAAGUGGCAGAAGCAGGAAAUUUCCUCGCGUUGCGAAGUAAGGACCCAGAAAAGUAUUAUCUAAAUGGAGGGUUCAUUAUCCAGUGGAACGGAGACUACAAAGUGGCAGGAACAGUAUUUCAAUAUGACAGGAAAGGAGACCUGGAAAACCUCACCGCAGCUGGACCCACGAAUGAAUCGUUGUGGCUGCAGCUCCUUUUUCAGGAGAAUAACCCUGGGAUAAAAUACGAAUAUACUGUCCGUAAAGACUGGACCUCUGAAAAUGAAGUGGAAGAGCCAGAAUAUUUUUGGCAAUAUGGCAGCUGGACAGGUUGCAGUGUUACAUGUGGGAAGGGUUUCCAACGACAGACUGCCCGCUGUGUGAAAAAGGGGAAAGGUGUGGUGAAAAACUUAUUUUGUGAUCCAGACACUCAACCCAAUGGGAAGCAAAAGAAAUGCAUUGAAAAGGACUGUCCCCCAAGGUGGUGGGCCGGAGAAUGGCAGAAGUGUUCGACCACCUGCGGCCCAACAGGAGAGAAGAAACGGACGGUCCUCUGCAUUCAGACGGUGGGGCUUGACGAGGAGGCAUUGCCUGCGGAGGACUGCCAUCAUCUGCUCAAGCCGAAGACGCACCUUUCGUGCAACAGAGAUGUCCUGUGCCCGUCUGAUUGGACAGUGAGCAACUGGACUGAGUGUACAGUUACCUGUGGCGGAGGGAUACGUACCCGUAAUGUGACUUGUACCAAAAACAACGGGGAACCAUGUAACAUUUCGAAGAAACCCCAUUCUAAAGCUCUGUGUGGGCUCCAGCAGUGCCCGUCCAUCAGAAGACUGCAGAUACCCCAUUUCAAAGUGCACGGCGGGAAGAUAAUCCGAACAGAAGCCAAUCCCAGAAGAGGCUCCAUGGACAAGAACGCGCUGAAGAAUGAAACUUCCAAGGAAAGGUUGCUGAAUGCCUCUGACUCUCCAGAGGAGCCCAGGGAGUUGGACACUGAUGCUUUCUGGAUGGUGGGGAAUUGGAGUGAAUGUUCCACCACAUGUGGCGUGGGGGCUUUUUGGAGAGCUGUGGAGUGCAGCACCAAGAAUGAAUCCAACUGCCAGCACAUUAAGAAACCUGAUCCAGCCCGAAGGUGCUAUCUUCCUCCUUGUGCCCAGUGGAAAGCUGGAGAAUGGAGCAAAUGCUCCUCUAGCUGUGGAGGUGGCUUCCAGACCCGCGCGGCUUAUUGCAUGGACGUUCGUGACAACAGAGUCCUGAGGCCAUUUCACUGCCAAUUAAGAGGACGCAAGCCACAGCUGAACAUUAGCUGCAAUACAGAGCCCUGUUUGGACUGGCGUGCAGGGGCCUGGAGCGAGUGCUCUGCUUCAUGUGGAGGAGGCGUUCAGCAAAGAGCAGUGCAGUGCAUCAGAGUGGAAGACAACACACCUACGGACCAGGGCAUGUGUGAACAUCACUCCAAGCUUCCAGACUCCCAGAACUGCAACCCAGAAGAGUGCUUGGAAACUACAGGUGUUCCUUGCAGUAAAGACAAACUGUCGCUGACGUUCUGCGAGAGAUUGAGGGGUCUCGGCAAAUGUUCCACGCCGUCUGUCAAAAACCAGUGCUGUGCCACUUGCCGGCGAUCAAGGGCUGUUAACCAAAUGGGACCUCGGAGUCGCCCGCACCUUAAACCAUGA
Euleptes europaea (tarantolino) is the source of this 3895-nucleotide messenger RNA. RefSeq names its product ADAM metallopeptidase with thrombospondin type 1 motif 12 (gene ADAMTS12). The coding region runs from base 17 to 3895 and encodes 1292 amino acids. Gene Ontology annotation, cellular component: extracellular matrix. NCBI's taxonomy places the organism in Eukaryota, Metazoa, Chordata, Lepidosauria, Squamata, Sphaerodactylidae. The record is from RefSeq and is a predicted model, not a curated record. Gene Ontology annotation, biological process: proteolysis; extracellular matrix organization. The transcript is spliced from 24 exons. Gene Ontology annotation, molecular function: metalloendopeptidase activity.